UUGCAAGGCCAUGUUAAGCAUAACAAGUUCGUCAGCUGACGAUUCAAGUCAAGAAGACGAAAGAAGAAACAGAUUUGAAGACCAAAAGUUCGAGGACUUUGAACGAAGAAAAGUAAGCUUAUUUGAAGAGAUUUUCAUAAUGUAACUAUAGCCUAGUAAAGCAUGUUAUUCCAUCUAAUUACUAAGUCCAAGAGCCUUCUUAUAUAAUGACCACCACUGUAACUUUUGAUCUGGUCCACCACCAAUUCCCAUGUUGCAUGUUUAAACAAGACUGUAAAACAAUUAUAAUCUCACAUAUAUAUAGUUGAACAUAAAAAGGACUAUACUUUAGAAACUCAUUUUUUAUUGGAACAGUUGAACUAUGGAAUGGUCUAGCUGCCUUCCAUUUUCAAAGUUUUGAACUCUCUAUAUCAGUUUUCACAACUUAAACUUCAAAACGUAUUUUCAUCUAAAGUACAUACAUAUAAGCCUUCGGGCUCGUGAAAGGGAAAAUCCCGCGCCUCGCCUCCCUAAUUUUCGUUGCCCGCGCCUCAACCCCAACCCUUAAAACCGCCGGCUACGCAGGCUAAAUAGGGCGAGGUGCAUGCACGUCAAUUUAGACGAAACUCCUGUUCUUUUCUCCUCUCACAACUAUGGUUGUCUUGUAAUCGUUUCGUUGUUUAGUUUGUUUUGUAAGAUUUCCUUGUAGUCUUAUAAAAUUAUGUAAAAUUUGACAAACCAAUUAAAACUAAACCAAACUAAACUAAAUCCAUUUGAUCUUAAUUUGUAUAGUUUCAUAUACAACCAUGUUGUCCAACGCUAUUAAACUACUUUUCCUCGCUAUGACUCUCGUGUACGUGGCUGCUCGACCAGAAUUCGAGGUCCCUGAAUCAUAUGAAAUGGAGAACGAUGAAAUGGACAGGGAACCACGCCUUAAAAUCCCAGCGCCUAUUCUUACAAAACCUCUGUGGGUAAGUAAAAUGGCCGUUUCUUCAUGUAAAAGUUCCAAAAUAGGUAUGGAUCAUGCUAAGAUUGGGGUUAAGUUUAGGGCAGUGCUGUAGAAGGGGGGGGGGGUUGCUUGGGGGCGGAGCCCCCCUUCUUCAAACUCUGGGGGGGGGGGGCUGAGCCCCCCUUCUAUUUUAGAAAAUUAUUAUGUCACAGAGGAGAUUCAGUCAUCUGGCGAUACUAAAUACCGAAUGUACUCAUGUCCAAGAACGACAAGAGAAAACGUAACUUUGGUUCAUUUACGGAGCAGGAUCUCUGUUACAAUCUCAACAAAAAUAUUUUGUUUUGAUUUUAAAAACUCCAGCAGAAUUAGUCAGACUUUUGAAAUAUAAUUAGUUUGGACUAUCACAGACUUUUUAAAAUACGUUAAGUUAUUCCUUGCACAUAAUUAUGUAGAUUAGUUCAGUCUUCAUUAGUAUGCUGGACAGGUGAUUGUUUCCAUUUAUUAUUUUCUUGUUAUGUAUUAGUGGGCUCGCACUUCCCAAAAAAAAAAUUUCUAAGAAAGGUAAGGACGAUAAGUAUGGAAAAUGCAAUUUAAAUUACGCUUAAAUAACGCAUUAAAUUUCGAAAAAAGAAAUCUAUUCAAGGAAAAUGUACUAAGCGAAUAAAUUUUACCCAUAUAUAAUGGCUUGUUUAAUUAAGAGUCGUUCAAGAAAUUUUUAAGAGAAACUAGCAGGUUUUAUUGCAUUUCCGGGGCUCUGAUUUCAAAAUUAGAGGAAUUUAUUGCAUUUCCGGGGCUGAAAGAUUUCAAAAUUUCCCGGACCUCUCAGUCCCGGAGGGCUCACGCCAUCGGUGUUCGCUAGCCCCCCCCCAGCCAACCCCCCGCCAUCAAAAAAUGCCGCCGCGGUAAGGGCUAUAUGUUUACUCCUGGUCAGCGUAUGGCUCACCCCUGGUCGUCGUGUGACGUCACGGUUUUUUUUACGAUUUCACGGCUUCACGCUCGUCAAGAGAUCCCCCCCCCUCUGGUAAAUUUAGUUCUACAGCACUGGUUUAGGGUAAUGAUCAAAUAAGAGUCGAAAAAUGAUUUUUUUCAGAAGAAAGCUUUAAUUCCAGAUUUUUUCGACAGUUCUAAGCUGUAUAUAAGCAUUUUACAAUAGUAGCUAAAUGCAAAAACAUCUGGGGUGACAGUUUUCUAUUCCACAAGUUCGAAAGUGCCGAAAAAAUUCUUCACUUUUCAUCUCCUCAAAAAAUAACUUUGAAACUUUUCCACGGUCCCAAAACUUGUUCUGUACUGUAGUGAAUUACAAGUAUUGCUGUCUACUUUGAGCUUUCAUCCUUGCUCAAAUAAAGAAUAUAAUGCCUGCAAAAACUGAAGAAUUCUGAGCGUCAUCAAUGGCUCCAAAUAUGGCGGCCAAGGAAUUGUUCCAGUUCUCUUACAGUUCAUUGGUUAAGGAUUAGGGUUAUGAUUAUAGUUAAGAUUACAGUCAGGAUUAGACUAAGAUUUAAAAUAUUAGGAUUAAUUAAGAUUGGGAUUGCAAUAUAAUGAUUGUAUUUAAAAUAAGGCAUGAUCCAAUAUUUGGGGAUGUAUCGCCGUAUAAAUUCUGGUUGUAAAUUUAAAUAUGAAAAUUGACCCAAACAUUUUUUCUAUUUUUAGCCAUGUCCAUUCGACUGCGGAAAAGUCUGCGUUGUUAAAUAUCCAUUCACCUCGGGAAAUCCACCCGUAUCAAAUAUCUUCUACAUCUGUCACAAAGCCGUGCACGACUGCUGCAAAAAAGCCUGUUACUCUUAUCAAAAAUGUCUUCUCACCAAACCCGAAUGGGCAUGCUAUGCUGACACACUGGAUUACAUAUGCAAAUGCAGAAGUAUAUCGAAGCCCAAGUUUCCAUUCUUGGAAACCAAAGGACAGAAAAAAACCCAAUAAUGACUUUUAGCUUUAUAGGUUUGAUAUCUGAUGUAAUGAAUGUUUUUGCUGGUAAAUAAAGAAUAAACUAGCUUUCCUCCAUACCUAUUGCGAUAUAAUUUUCUGUUGAGACGCCGGUGUUUUUUAAAACCAUUUUCAUAUAACUUUUAGCCUUUAUAUACAAUGUCAUAUUAAAUUGAAGUUUCGCAUCAUGCCUGCAUUGUAAAAGAUAGUGUUAUACUCUGUACUUACAAAUAUCGUACUUUGUCAAACUAUCUUAUAGCUUGCUUCGUUCUUGACUGAUAUUUUAACAAUUUUUGAUAUGCAAAUUUAUCCUCACUAUGACGUCAUAUUGCAUAAUAACUUUCUGAAAAACCCUUCAAGAUCUUGGAAUAUCGUGCAUCGAAAUAAUAAAACAAUUGAUGUGCACGUUAUGUGGAAAUACUACAAAUAAAUAUUGUUAAAUAGUUAGUGUCAAAGUUCAAUUUUUCUGUUUGCCGAUUGGUCAAAACCGUGUCACGUGCCGGUCCACAAAACGUCAUGUUCGGCAACCGCUUAACCUGAAGUUCAGGCCCUAUCACAGAAUAGGGCCUGACACAAAACCUAUCUAAAGUGUGGGAUUCCCGUCCACCUGGUGGACGGGAAAUCUGAUUGGUUGAUCAGCAUCAUGAAGGAUUUUGAUUGGUUGCAAGUUCACAUAAACAACAGUUUUAAAAAUAGCUCGGUCAAGGCGAGAAUUAAUAUAAAGGUCAAACGCACAUAACAAAUUCCAUUAUCGAUUUCUUCGAAUUUCUUUUCUUUUAUGCUUUAUGGCAGAAAAUAAAUCAAACAAACAGUAUUUUGAAAGGGCUUCAUCAAAAUCUUUGACGAAUUUUGGAUACACACGACGCUGAAAUAACAGCCAAACUAGU
Molecule: messenger RNA, 3735 nt
Organism: Paramuricea clavata
Lineage: Eukaryota; Metazoa; Cnidaria; Anthozoa; Malacalcyonacea; Plexauridae
Source: the annotation of a GenBank genome assembly